Molecule: messenger RNA, 693 nt
Organism: Bacidia gigantensis
Lineage: Eukaryota; Fungi; Ascomycota; Lecanoromycetes; Lecanorales; Ramalinaceae
Exons: 2
Coding region: 1-693 (230 amino acids)
Biological process (GO): mitochondrial translation
Cellular component (GO): ribosome; mitochondrial large ribosomal subunit
Molecular function (GO): structural constituent of ribosome
Source: RefSeq, a predicted model, not a curated record
AUGUCCUUUCCUAACGCCAUACAUGCCGUCAAGCCUUCUUUAAAACCUGCUCUGCCCAAGUUCAAUCCGGCGCGUCUAAAAACACCGUCCCCAUUCCCGCAGCGACCGCUUUCGCCCAACCGAUUUACUCUCCCAAAGGGCGAGAAGCAAGUCUUUCUGCCCAACUUCGUCCUCGCCCUAAUCCGCCCCUCCCCUUUCCUCCCAGCCAAUUAUGCUUCCUUCAUGGUGCCACUCUGGCUCAACAAGCUCGAUUUGAAAGACUAUCUCUACAAUCUCUACAACCUCCGCGUCCUCAGCGUUCGCUCUUACGUCAUUCAGAGCAAGAUCAGCGAAAAGGGGGUUCGAGGCCAGCGACGAUGGUAUCGCCCGCAAUCACGUAAGAAGAUGACGGUAGAAUUGGCGAGGAAGGAAGGAAACAGUACCGAGAGCGGUCUGGGCCAGGGACCCUUCCUAUGGCCCAAGAUACCCAUGGAUAAGAGUCCCUGGGGAAAGGAUGGCCUGGAGGCUAAGCUGAUGAAGGUAGAGGACGCGUGGAGGGACAGGGAAGGGAGGAGCAAAAAGUGGCCGAAGGAUUUUGGGAGCUUGAGGAGGAAAGCGCAGAAGCUGUUAAGGGAAAAUGCAGGGAGAACGACGGAAGUGGAGGACGGGUUUGAAGAACAGGAGGGGAUGGGGCAGAUCAAAGCGGGAGCUUAA